AUGACACUACCUCCCCUACCAUUUAAAGUAAAAACUACUGUCUCGUGGCCAGGUGAAGAGUCUGGAGAUUUGGGGUUUCUUGAAAAUGAAUUGAUUCAAGUGUUUUCCAUAGUUGAUGAGAGUUGGUGGAGUGGGAAGUUACGAAGGAAUGGAGCCGAGGGGAUAUUUCCGAGAGAGUAUGUUACUAUCAUGGAGGAUGAAGCGUCGAGAACACCUCCGUCAGGCAUGGGUACCCCAACGAAGAAGAAAUAUACGGGUGACAUCACCACCUCAGUUGAUCGAAUUCCCAAGCAAGCUUCAAACACAAUGUUGAAUUACAAAGUUGGUGAUAUGACAUCACCAAAAGGUUCGUACGAUAGAAUGAACCAAAGUUUCGAUGGAGUUUCUCCGUCAGUGGGAAAAGCCAUGCCCUCUUAUGCAUUCCAAGGAGGUAACAUGAAAUUGAGCCAACAAAAACAAUUGCAGUUACAACGUGAUCGUGAUAUGGAACUUGAAUAUUUCAAGCGUAUGCAGCAACAACUUAAGCAACAAGAACAACAACUCAAGAAUUAUAAGCUUCAUAAAUCGACUCUGGAUUUGAGUAGAAAUAUGAUGGUUUCUCUGCAAAGGGGUAUGGCUCAAUCACAAUCAUAUACACAUGGGAACUCCUACAAAUCAAAUUCAUACGCUGAUAUAAAAUCCGCAGAUAUGGCACAGAAGCAAAAGUAUAAAGGGAAAUUGAUGCAACAGCAAGAACAAAUGCAUUACGGCAGCCACUCGUCAUUGGCGCUCUCGCCUCAUGUUGCCUCACCAAAACAAAGAACCAAAUCAUCACGAGAGCAGGAAUUUGUUAAGGAGUAUGAAAAAAUCGCACGUAAACGUGCUGAGUUGGAGUAUGAAUUACAAAAGCUAAAGAGGAAUGAUCGUGGUGUUCAAUCCCAAGGCCCGGAAACUGCAUCAUCACCUUCAAAGUAUAAAGGUUCAGCAACUAGAACCAAAGAUGAGUAUUCAAUUGACUCAUACGACUCCGUUGAUGAGAGGCACAGGUGCUCGCGUGAUGACUUGAGUAAAAAAAUGUCAAAUUACAUUACUGAUGAAGAAGAAGAUUUGGUGCAUGGUAAAGUGGGUGAUCCACUGAUGCUUAAUUAUGUUAGCCCAAAACACACUGGCAAUAGAUCAGGUGAUGAAUCACCACCACCUCCUCCGCCACCGAAACAUUCUACCCCUUCAAAGUCACAAAUAUCAAGUAGCUUCAACAAUGGACUGAGCUCUAGUCCACAAACGAGAAUUCCCUUUGAUAGCGAUGACUUUCAAACAUCUGGUCAACAAGAUUUUGGAGUUAUCAACAACGAUGACGACUACUAUCGAUUAUACAUGCAACAUGAAGAAUUGAAAAACUCCAUCAAGUCAAUGCAGAGUGAUGUGAUGAACUUGUCUGAAUUGAGCGCAACUAGUGCUGGAUCAUUUAUGAGACACAAGUAUGAAAAGGAUUUACAACAAAGUCAAUCACGUUUGAAGGGAAUGAGUAUCAAUGAGGAUAUUUAUGAUUCCACCAUGGUUGAUGAUGACGAUGCUGCUGAGUAUGAUGAUUUAGCAUUGGAGUCUAAAUCGGAUGUUAUGAGUGCUGUGUUUGAAGAUAAGAAAAAGGCAAAUGGAAAUAUUUUCAAAAAGUUAUUGAAAAGAUCAACCCAGGAACAGUUGAAUCCUAUUGAACAAAGAUUACAACGUCAAGAUGAAAUUGAUUUGGUUAGUUACAAAUUGGAUAUUAAUAGAAUGAACUCAUUAACAUCAAAAGAGAAGCAGGGAAGAACUAAACGUGUGGUGAAAAGUGAAGCAAACUUAGUUGUUAAGCCAUUGGAUUACAUUUCGGAAAUAAAUACCAAUGAAACUGCCGGUUUCAACAAUGGAGAAUACAUUACUGAUGAUGAGAACAAUGGGUAUAUUGAUUUAUCUCAGAUCCCAUAUUCCAAAAUUGAUGCAUUCAUUGCCAAUUAUGACAUUCGUUACGACUUGAAUGAAUUUAUAUCAGACAUUUCUGCCAAAUUCCACAAUUUUGACUUGUCCAAAAUUAGAUGUGUGUUGCUACAUUUGUGCAAGUUUCACAUAAUUGAGGAAGAUGCCCAAGAAGGAGAUGCAUCUGCAGGAAUUUCCCAAGUGAAACCGAAAUUAAAAGAAGUUCAACUGAAGGGAGAAGCUUCAAUAUUCCAAAUCAACUACAUUUUCAAAAAGAUUCUUGAUGCAUUGAGGAUCCCCUGUGAGAUCGUAUUGGGAUUCUGGAAGAAACCCAAUGAGUUUUACCAUAAUGAACAAUAUGUCAUCAAUCAUUGUUGGUUAUCGGUAUUGAUUGAAGACAAGUUUCGAUUAAUUGAUAUUUACAAUUUCACAAAUCCAUCCAUUUGCAAUUUACAACGUAUUACUUUUAAUGAGUUUUAUUUCCUUGCACAACCCUUGAGCUUAGUUUCAACUCAUAUUCCAUCCAUUAUUGAUUUACAACAUGUAACACCACCAAUUGACCCGAGUAUUGCAUUUUAUUUACCGCGUACAUAUUCAGGGUUUUAUGCUAAUGAUUUAUCAUUCCACAAUUUCAACAAUGCAUUGACUAGAUUGAAAGACUUGGAGAUUUGUGAAUUGGAGUUGUAUGUCCCCACUGAUGUUGAGUUGUUCACCUUGGUUAAGACUUCUAAAAUAACCACUAAUGAUUUAAGUUUAUGUCAAAUCAAGUGGGUUAACCACAAACGUAUGGCUAAAAUCAAAGCCAUCUUACCCAAGAAUGAGUCCAUUGGAGUAUUACAAAUCUUUGCUGGACCCAAAGGGUUACAGAAACAUUUUGAUAAUAUCCAUCAGUUAUCAAUUGUGAUUCCAUUAACUCAUCAAGGUUCCAAUAGACAAACUAAAUUUGUGCAAAGAUUCCCAACGGUACAAAGUCAACUGAAUGAUUUGUAUAUCGUCAAGCCACAAGCUAACAAACUUUUGUUGAAAACCACGUAUCUGUUUCAAAUCGAGCAGUAUCCUAGUCAAGGGUUGCGCCAUGCAGCAAAAGCAGCAAGUAACGGUAAGUCAUCAAUAUUGCCAGAUUUCAAAGUGAUCAUUGAAUCACCACUGGGUAAAUACUUUAAAUUGACUCGUGAUGAAGAUGAAAUAGAAGGUCGUCAUGGUGAUGGGAGAGUUACUGGCUCAUUUCCUAAACCAUUUGGUGUUUAUUCAUCCAAUAUAAAGUGUCAAGAACUAGGCGUGUAUCGUGGAUUAGUCAUUGGUGAUAAUGGUAAUAGUUGGUAUGUGUUUGCUCAAUGGGAAUGUGUUCAGAGUCUAGGUGGGUGA
Molecule: messenger RNA, 3297 nt
Organism: Lodderomyces parapsilosis
Lineage: Eukaryota; Fungi; Ascomycota; Pichiomycetes; Serinales; Debaryomycetaceae
Exons: 1
Coding region: 1-3297 (1098 amino acids)
Molecular function (GO): protein binding
Source: RefSeq, a predicted model, not a curated record